Molecule: messenger RNA, 2149 nt
Organism: Solea senegalensis (Senegalese sole)
Lineage: Eukaryota; Metazoa; Chordata; Actinopteri; Pleuronectiformes; Soleidae
Gene: myoc
Product: myocilin
Exons: 5
Coding region: 191-1630 (479 amino acids)
Biological process (GO): osteoblast differentiation; signal transduction
Cellular component (GO): Golgi apparatus
Source: RefSeq, a predicted model, not a curated record
UCCACUGAGGGAGGAGUGGAGAUCAAGAGAGAAGGAGGCCAACAGCACAUGCAUGAGACAAAAAAAAAAAGACAGUUUCAUUAUCUGAAAUUGGGAAUUAGAACAUUUUAAGUUCUUGGCUGAAAUCUGAAAAAAGAUAAAGAGAUUUUUAAAAUAUUUCUAACCUCUGUGUGGAGGUAUUGUCUCCAGAAUGUUCUCCCUGCUCUUGAUGUGUGUGUUUGGCCUCCUGCUGCGAGGUGAUGCCCAGGACCGGGCAUCUCUGUGGAGGGGAAACGACCAAAGUGGGCGAUGUCAGUACACUUUCACCGUACCCAGCCCUGUGGAGUCCAGCUGCCCACAGACCGGGGGCCCAGAAAUGGAGGGUCUGAAGGCCAGACUUGGCAUGCUUGAGGUGCUGGUGUCCCGGCUGACAGGUGGCCAGACUGGAGGCCCCCAGGCAGUCGGAGCCAGAGCUCAGUCUGAGCUUCAGGAGGCACUGAACCGGGCCAUGGGGGAGAGGAACCUGCUGCAGGGGGAGAAGGAGCGUCUGGAGAGGGAGUUGGGAGGGCUUCAGCACAGGAUGGCCGAGAUGAGGAGGGAGAUGGAGAAGCUGAGGAACACACCCUGUCCUCCACAGACUCCCAUAGUAUCACCCAACCCCUCAGUGCAGAACAGUGGCCCGGCGAGACCUGCUGGGGGCUCCAGUCAAAUGUCUCACCUGACGUCCAGGCCCAACAGACAAGGAGACAGCAGCAGUUUGAGAGACUCAGCGUGGCAGUACAGACAUCCAGGUUUCCAGGAGGUGAAGGCUGAGGUGACCGAGGUACCUGCUCCUGAUCGCUCUGAGGACAACACAGGUUGUGGAGAGUUGAUUUCUGUUGGAGAGCCAGUCAUUCACAAGAGAGCCGACAACAUAGCAGGUAAAUACGGGGUUUGGAUGCAGGACCCUGAGGCCAUUUCUCCUUAUGGACCCAGCAUGGUCUGGCGCAUUGACACAGUUGGCUCCGAUGUCAGGCAACUGUAUGGUUACGAGGACAUGGAACAACUCUCUAAAGGCUUUCCAUCCAAGGUCCUGCUGUUGCCAGAGAUGGUGGAGAGCACUGGUGCCACCAUGUACCGUGGCUCCCUCUACUAUCAGAGGCGGCGUAGUCGCACCCUCAUCCGCUAUGACCUUUCCACUGAGAGCAUAGCAUCUCGCCGUGACCUUCCCCACGCCGGAUUUCAUGGCCAGUAUCCCUACUCUUGGGGAGGCUACACAGACAUCGACCUGUCUGUGGACCAGCAGGGACUAUGGGCUGUCUACUCCACCAGCAAAGCAAAAGGAGCCAUUGUGAUCUCGCAGCUGGAUCCAAACACCCUGGAGGUGAAGAAGAGCUGGGAGACCAACAUCAGGAAGAGUGCAGUGGCCAACUCCUUCAUCGUCUGCGGAAAGAUGUACGCAGUAGCCAGCUAUUCUGCACCCAGCACGGUCAUCAACUACAUGUACGACACUGCAACCAGCCAGGGGAAGACCAUAUCCAUCCCCUUCAGGAACAAGUACCACUACAACUCCAUGAUUGACUAUAACCUGGCUCAGAGGAAGCUCUUUGCCUGGGACAACUUCCACAUAGUGUCCUACGACCUCAGGCUGGGUCGCAAGCAGGCCAACUGAGGCCAGCAUGAGUGAGUGUUGAAUAAAAAGUGACAUUUUCUCACCUUCUGUUCCUGCUUCAAAGACUCACAGCUUUAAAUACAAAUGUGUGUGGUAGCAGUUGCAGAAAAGCAAUUUUUACGACACAUCAUUAUCCAAGUGUAGGAAGGCCAAGCUACCAAACUCCUGAGAAGAAUGAAGAUGUUUGAGGAACAGUGUCCCCUGCAGGUCUACUUUUCUGUGGCAUGGUCCACAAAUAUGUUCUUAGAGGAAUUAUUUUUGUACCGCAUUUAAGCCAGAUGUAUUAUUUUCCUUCUUCUUUCUGUUAAGCUAUAUAACGUAUAUGUGACAUCUAAAUGAUGAAGCGUAGUUCACAACCUAAGCUCUUGUGGCAUAACACACUACUGCAUUUCGCUGGUCAUUAAUGAUCAAAUAAUGUUUUCUAUCUCUCACCAUUUAUAGAAUAUUGCAUGUACUUGUACAUUGUAGUCAACAUUGCUGAUGUUCAAACUUAAGAUGAAAUAAACUUGCUAAAUGACA